Messenger RNA from Theileria equi strain WA, 981 nucleotides. RefSeq lists its product as hypothetical. NCBI's taxonomy places the organism in Eukaryota, Apicomplexa, Aconoidasida, Piroplasmida, Theileriidae. The record is from RefSeq and is a predicted model, not a curated record. The transcript has 2 exons. Bases 1 to 981 code for a protein of 326 amino acids.
AUGUACUCAAAGGAUAUCUAUGAAAUCGAAAACAUUGGUAACUGGUCACAUGCAGCUAGGGAUGAAUUUGGUACCAAGUACAAUGUAAUGAUGGAAAAAUCAGUUGAUACAAGAGUAGCUGCCAUAAAGGCUUCAUCUCAGAACAAGCAAACGGGAAACCUUUCAGUUCUGGAGAUUAAAGCUCCAGAUACCUCCAAGGUAGAUAUUGUAAAAGAUAGUAAGAAUGGAGUGGAACAUACCACAUAUACUCCGAAGAGUGGUUCCAAAAUGACGUCUGUUGUUGACGGUCAGACUUCUAUAUGGACAUCUUCUGGAAAUGAGAAAUGCACAUUCGCUGAACUAUCGUCCAAGGGAGAUUCAUCUCUACUUUUAAUCUCUCUUGAAAAUGCUUAUGUGUACUUUGAAAAGAAUGCUGACGGUGAAUGGGUCUCUAUUGAGAAGGAUGGAUAUGAUAGGAAGAUAGAGGAACUGCAAGAUAUUGCGAAGCAAAAAGGAUCUCAAGUAGCAGCCAGGGAUAAUCUAGAAGCGAAUGCAGAGCCUAAUGAUAAACCCGAAGGAACCUACGCUCCAAAACCAACUGAAUCUAAGGAAGAAGCAUCUCCACAAGCUAAUGGAGCUACCCAGAAAUCCCAACAAAUGAUCACCACGGAUCCAAAUACUUUGGAUAUUUCUAACCCAGAUAAAUCCAAUGUAGAUGAAGAAUCUGGAAAAGACUCCAAGAAAUAUUUUCCAAAGGAUAACAAACAUUUCAACGAGGUUAAGGAGGGAGAUACAAGCAUAUGGAGGGCUGGAGCUAAUGAGUACUGCAAAUUUGUAAGAGUGUCCUUGAAAGGGAAUACACCAACCGAGGUUUCAUUAAACGUCAGAAAUAAUGCUAACAAUGAAGAAAUUCAUGUAAAGAAUUUUAAGAAAGAGGGUGGUUUAUGGCAGCUUAUAUCCGGAAGAUUAACUAAUUCAGACUCAAGGAGGACAAAUGAUUGA